AUGGAAAUAUUAUUCAGAUCAGUGGCAACCUUAUGUAACCAAAGUCGAGAUCAUGCAGCUGGCCCGCAGACACUAACUUUAGAUUUUCAUUUUUCGGACCGGAGCACGGCUGGACCAAGUCGAGGUAGCAGAAUAGCUCAGUCGACACAUUCUACAUUUUCUUCGAAACAGAACAUACCAAAAAUAGGUCUUUUGCCACAUGAGCGACUUUUACGAGAGAAUAAACCAGUUCCCAACAGUAUAUCGAGUGUAUCUUCAGCAGAAAAUGAACUAACUAGGUCAUCUCCAAAUUGCUUUCCACAGUUCACAUUACAUGGUAGUGAUUUCCCACGGUUAAGGAAAUCAACACAAAUUUCCGAAGCUUCUAAUUCAUCACAAGAUAACAAGAUUGUCGUAGAACCUCAGAGAUUAAUCACUGAGAAUAGUGCCAAAAAUGCAUCAAAUCCUAGCGAGCCAAACGGUGUUUCUUCGAGAUCAUGGUUUAUUGAUGAUGACGAACAGUUCCCUUCUCAUCGGCAACAUCCAGGUACUUUAAAUAAACAGCAAGCCCAGAACAGAGAGAUGGGGAAUUUCGCGAAAGAUAGAGAUGUUAAAACUAGUUCAGAGACAACAGCGAUCGAAUUAUCGUGGUGUAAAGCAAUGAAAAAACCGAUGUCCUUAAGUAAUGUAGCAUCCGCACUAGCACCGAGCGAUUUCCCAAGUUUAUCUGCAUCUGCAGUAGCAAAACCUGUGAGCAAUUUAUUGCCUGGAUCAGUGUGGGCUAAAAAGUGUCGAUCUGUUAUGCAGACACCUUCAGGACAAAUGAAUUUGUCUUCAUCAACUUCUACUGCUGGUAAUAUCUCACGAAAAAAUAAGCAGCUACCUCUGCCAGAUCUUUGGCCUCAAGAAUCUGUUCCUGAAAGAUGGGAGGAUCGGGAAGACUCUUCUACAUUGGAGUCGCUCUCGAAAAUGACUUUGGAAGACAUGGUUGUUGUCAAGGAUACGUCAGCCAAGUGUAAAAAGACUAAGAACAAACAGCAGCAUAAUUUUGUUAAGAAACUGAAUAACCAAUUUUCAGAAGGGAGAAAAACGAAGGUGGAAGACAAGAUAGUUGAUGAAUUCGUUGAUCCUUUUCCAUCUCUUCCUUCUCACGCUCGUCAUGAAAGUGAAGCUGAAGAAGCAUGUGCGACAAAACCAUCAUUCAAUUUAUCAGAGUUAUUGUCAUCAGCCUUCUCAGUUCCUAGUAACAUUAAAAAAGAGGAUAAAAAUGAGGCUGCAGAGACGACUGCUAUAGAUCCUGUAAAUGAAGCAACGAAUGAUGCAUCAUCGUUUAAGGCUUUUUCGGAACUUGGUGAAAGAUCAAAAGGGAAAAUCUCUAACAAACAAUCAGAAAUUAUUGAAAAAUAUCUUCCAGCCGGUUUUGGCUCACCUCCCGGAUUAUGCUCCAUGAAUUUGGCACCUCCUCCUGGCUUUGGUCCACCACCAGGUUUUGAUAAUACAUUGUGUCCAAAAAUGCAAACUUCAUUAAGUGAUGUGGUAAAAUCAUCUGAUGAAAAUGUAAACGUGAGUGUUUCAAAGGCAGUAAAGCAUGGUAAUAAGAAGAAAGGCAAGAAGUGACGGAUAGGUAUACGGA
Messenger RNA from Loa loa (African eye worm), 1612 nucleotides. RefSeq lists its product as hypothetical. The transcript has 10 exons. NCBI's taxonomy places the organism in Eukaryota, Metazoa, Nematoda, Chromadorea, Rhabditida, Onchocercidae. The coding region runs from base 1 to 1596 and encodes 531 amino acids. The record is from RefSeq and is a predicted model, not a curated record.